AACCCUCUGCAAACAAAUGCAAACGUCGCGCUGUCGUGGGUAAAUUGCGCCUUGACCGGCUCACACCAGAUCAUCACACCCGUUCAGCGCCUGCCGCCAUUGGCUGCUCCCCGCUGCGCCGUUGUGCAUGCGCAACCUCUCGACGGCCUGGCACACCGCGACUCGUCGCUGUUCCCUAGCAUUCCGACAGCUCCGACAGCUGCUUGA
Alternaria burnsii is the source of this 207-nucleotide messenger RNA. RefSeq lists its product as uncharacterized. NCBI's taxonomy places the organism in Eukaryota, Fungi, Ascomycota, Dothideomycetes, Pleosporales, Pleosporaceae. The annotation marks the transcript as partial. The record is from RefSeq and is a predicted model, not a curated record. The transcript has a single exon.